Molecule: messenger RNA, 1620 nt
Organism: Adineta ricciae
Lineage: Eukaryota; Metazoa; Rotifera; Eurotatoria; Adinetida; Adinetidae
Source: the annotation of a GenBank genome assembly
AUGUUCCAAAUUACAUUUUAUUUCAUCAACGCAGUAGAAGCCACGCGCUUAUUAUUUCACGAAAAGAAGCAUGGACGUCGAACAAGGUAUUUUAUAGGUACGCUUGCUCCCAAAAAUCUUGUCUAUUAUCGCGACCGAGUCGGUCAAUCCUUUUCAUUUUUGAUCACUGGAAAUGUCCAAGGACCUGUCUAUGGUACCAAUAUUUAUACCGAUGAUUCGGAUCUGGGCACUGCUGCUGUUCAUGCUGGCAUUAUCAAAGUUGGGGAAACAAAAACAGUUGAUGUGAAGAUUUUACCUGGGCAAUCGAGCUAUCUCGGGUCAGCUCAGAAUGGUAUAGCAUCAUCAUCGUAUGGUCAUUGGCUGGGAAGUUAUGUUUUUAUUGAAAAUAUGAUCAGUUCUGUCACAGAUUCGAUGACAUUGAUCAAUUUUCGAGACAAGAUAGGACAAUCGUUCUGCUUCUUAGUUACGGGUGAUCUCGGCAUGCCAAUUUAUGGCACCGAUAUUUAUACUGAUGAUUCAAAUAUUGAUGCGGCUGCAGUUCAUGCUGGCAUCGUGAAAGUUGGAGAAACUAAAGAGGUUAUUGUGAAGAUACUACCUGGUCAAGCGAGCUAUCAAGGAUCAACUAAAAACGAAAUUACAUCUUCUUCAUUUGGACAAUGGAUGGGAAGCUUUAGAUUUGGAGAUCAUAUCACUCCAUCUAUGCCAACUGUGACAAAUCUUACAGGUCACCGGGACAAAGUAAAUCAAGUUUUAUCUAUCACAGUUGUUGGAUCAUUGGGAGGCGUCGUUUACGGCACAAAUAUCUACACGGAUGAUUCUAUUAUCAAUACUGCUGCAGUACAUGCUGGUAUUGUCAGUGUUGGUGAAACAAGAACGGUUGACGUAAAGAUUCUACCGGCUCAAACUAGCUAUCAAGGUUCAACACAGAACGGAGUAACUUCAUCAUCGUAUGGGUCAUGGAUAGGAAGUUACAUGUUUACGUGCAAAACUAUUAGUUGCCCUAUGGCUCCUACCGACCUCUUGAGUUUUCGAGAAAAACUAAAUCAAGUGUUCUCUUUUGUAGUCACUGGAGCAAACGAAGGUCCUGUGUUCGGAACGAAUAUCUAUACAGAUGAUUCAAAUCUAGCUGUUGCUGCAGUCCAUAGCGGUAUGGUAACAAGGGGCGAAACCAAAGUUAUCAUUGUACAAAUUCUACCUGGACAAUCAUCGUAUUGUGGUACAGCACAAAAUGGUAUAACUUCGGCACCGUAUGGUACUUGGAUGGGUAGUUAUUCAAUUCUUGCUAGUAUACCUACUUUCAAAAUGGCUGUAUCAAAUCUAACCAAUUAUCGCAAUAGGGUUGAGGAAACUAUUUCCUUUACGGUUAUAGGUGCAAUGGGAGGAACAGUGUGGGGUACAGACGUUUACUCGGAUGAUUCAAAUGUGGCUGUUGCAGCCGUACAUGAAGGUGUGGUUCAAGUCGAUGAAAUGAAAACAGUUAACGUGAAAAUUUUACCUGGACAAGCAAGCUAUGAUGGUAGUACUCGUAAUGGAAUCACCACGCUUUCAUUUGGUUCAUGGUCAGGAAGUUUUGCUUUCGUUGACAAUCCGACAAAUUCCGGUGAAAAAGCAUCUUUUUGA